Sardina pilchardus (European sardine) is the source of this 5425-nucleotide messenger RNA. RefSeq names its product R3H domain-containing protein 2. The transcript is spliced from 26 exons. NCBI's taxonomy places the organism in Eukaryota, Metazoa, Chordata, Actinopteri, Clupeiformes, Clupeidae. The record is from RefSeq and is a predicted model, not a curated record. Bases 834 to 4061 code for a protein of 1075 amino acids. Gene Ontology annotation, molecular function: nucleic acid binding.
AUUUAACUGCAUUAGCUAGGUAGCUUGUCAGUGACAGGGUGAUGUGAUAACGACACAAUAAUUUAUUUUUACGAAUGGUUGUAAAUAUUGAGCGGAGCAGUUUAAGAAUAAACGACGGCAUUCGGCUAACAAAAUAUGAACCGACGUUAUACUACAGAACGUCCAAAAGCUGCUCACCGCGUCUUCCCCGGCUCCGUUGUAUAGAGCUACAAUAGGCUAGCUAAUUAGCCUGCCUAGAGGUUGGCUAACUGUUUUAGCUCCAAAGCUAGCUAGCUAAGUAGUAACCUUAUUGUUUUUGUGCGCGCCAGACCACACAGCACCUUUACUCUGUUUGUAAAGCUGCAGUCGGCCACCUGUGUCGGAACACGACCUGUGGGAAGUUGAAAUUGUCCGUUUCUUUCAAUUGCAUGAGCGGAGCGCGUACUGACAAGCCAGAGAGCCCUGCACCUAAUUACCGCUCCCACCACCCACCAGGGCUGUGACUCGACCCGGGAACACUCGGCCGGUCGUUGAGUGUGUGUUUUUGAGUGUGUGCACGUAUCUGAGGGAGAGAGCGAGAGUGUGUGCACAAGUGUGUGUGGUGGGCCCAGGAUGCCACAGGAGUAGCAGCCAAAGGGCAGGUCCAUUGAGCUGCGGAAUCCGCCUGGUCCUUUCUCUUGUUAUGGAAUGCCUGUGCCCUGCCCCCUGGCCCCCCUGCCCUCUGUAGGAUCCUUCCUCUGUCACCCCCUGGCACCGGACACUGGCACUGCACCCAGCCGACCGCUUCCUGACUAUCCCCGGCCCCUGUGGGUUUUUGGUGCCCGUGUUCCCGCCUCCUCCUCUCCCCGGGGAAGAUGUCUCUGAGCAUCGGGCCGGACAUCCAGCAGGAGGGGGAGAGCGGCCCGCUCGAUGACACGGGGGCGAGUAGCAAGUGCAAGGCCAGCGCCCAGCUGCCCCAGCAGGGCAAAGAGGGCGGAGGAGAUGCCCCUGAGCCCGAGGACCUUCAGCAGGACUCCCAGAGGCGAUCCCAGAACCACGGCCAUGGGAGGAAGAGAGCGAAGUCCAAUGCCAAGCUGAAGCUGGUGCGUAGUCUGGCGGUGUGUGAGGAGUCCUCAGGUCCAUUUUCAGCUGAUGGACCCCCAGAGACUCAGGAUAUCAUUCAGCUGCAUAUCAGCUGCCCUUCAGACAAAGAGGAGGAGAAGUCCUCCAAAGACGAGUAUGAGAAUGAAGAGAAGGAGAAGAAAGACAAGAGCAUGCGGAAGAACCUCUCCCGUGACUCCAGUCAAGAGUACACUGACUCCACUGGUAUCGAUGUGCACGAGUUCUUGGUCAACACACUGAAAAACAACCCCAGGGAUCGAAUGAUGCUGCUCAAACUGGAACAAGAUAUCCUGGAGUUCAUUAAUGACGACAAUAACCAGUACAAGAAGUUUCCUCAGAUGACCUCCUACCAUCGCAUGCUGCUGCACAGGGUGGCCGCAUACUUCGGCAUGGACCACAACGUGGACCAGACCGGCAAGGCCGUCAUCAUCAACAAGACUGGCAACACACGCAUCCCUGAGCAAAGGUUCUCUGAACACAUAAAGGACGAGAGGAACAUGGAUUUCCAGAAGAAGUUCAUCCUGAAAAGGGAUGAUGCCAGCAUGGACAAGGACGAUAAUCAGAUCCGUGUGCCGUUGCAGGACGGCCGGCGCAGCAAGUCCAUCGAGGAGCGAGAGGAGGAAUACCAGCGGGUACGAGACCGGAUCUUUGCCCGUGAGUCCUCUCAAAAUGGAUACAUCAACGACAACAGAGGGAACCGUGAGAGCUCGAGCAGGGCGUCGAGCAGCAGGCAGAGCAGCACGGACAGCGACAUGAAGUGUCUGGAGCCGCGGCCGUGGAGCAGCACCGACUCGGACAGCUCCAACCGCACGCUGCGCCCGCCCGUCACCAAGGCCAGCAGCUUCUCGGGCAUCUCCAUCCUGACGCGCGGCGACAGUCUGGGCAGCGCCAAGGGCUCCCAGGGCAGUGCCAGGGGCUCCCGCAACGCUCUCCCCCCGGCCACCAUGGAUGUGUGCCCCCCAGCGCCCGCGCCACAGCCGGGCCGCAGCCUGCUGCCGUGCCCGUCCAACCCGCCUCAGCAGCAGAGCCAGCCGCCCCCUCCCCCUCCCCAGCAGGCCCUGCUGCCCACACCCACCCAGCACCCCAUGGGCAACCACAUGAUGGGCCAGCCGGUGGGUGCUCUGCAGCCCUCUCCACAGCCUGUCUCCUACUCCAGCCCUUCCUGUCCCCAGGUCCUCCUGCCCGUCUCUCCUCCCCAGCAGUACAACAUGGGUGACGAGCUGACCCCUCAGUUUGGCCAGAUGACCCUAAGCCGCCAGGGCUCCAGUGAGAACCCAGAUGGGCCGCCCAUGUACCAGACGGCUCCGGCCGUCCUCUCCCAGCACCCGCCGCCCCAGACCAGCUACAUCAUGGCCGCCCCAGCAGGCCAGCCCAUGGCCCCUCCCUCCGGCUACCAGCCCAGCGGCGCGCACUCCCACCCGCCACCUCCCCCACCUCCGCCCGCUCAGCCCGUCAUGCAGGCCCCGCCUCCCCCGCAGGGCUACAUGCAGGCCCCGCCCCCCCAGCAGAUCCAGGUGUCGUACUACCCUCCAGGCCAGUACACCAGCUCAGGCCAGCAGUACAGGCCCAUGUCUCACCAGGUGUCUUACCCCCAACAGCGUGCUCAGCCCAUGCCUCAGCCGGCACAGCAGUCUGCUGGUAUCCAGACUAUGAUGCCCAGUCAACAGCCAGCCUACCAGAGCAUGAUGGGAGUGCAGCAGCCUCAGAACCCCGGCAUGAUGAACUCCCAGAGGACGAGCAUGGGAGGCCAGAUGCAGGGCCAAAUGCAGGGCCAAAUGCAGGGCCAAAUGCAGGGCCAAAUCCAGGGCCAGAUGCAGGGCCAAAUGCAGGGCCAAAUGCAGGGCCAAAUGCAGGGCCAAAUGCAGGGCCAAAUGCAGGGCAUGAUGGUCCAGUAUCCGCCAAUGCCCUCCUAUCAGGUGCCCGUGGCCAAUGAGAGCCAGCCAGUGGUGCAGCAGCAGUACCAGCAGCCAGUGAUGGUUCCUGCCACUCAGUCGGUGCAGGGGCCCAUGCCAGGCACGGCCAUGCCAGUCUACUACAGCGUCCUCACGCCCACUCAACAGAACAGCACAAGUCCGUCAGUGGGCUAUCUGCAGGCGCCCAGCUCUGAGCAGUACCAGAUCACCCAGUCCCCUGCGCCCUGCAACCCCCAGCAAAUGCAGCAGCAAUAUUCAGGUGUACCACCUCCUGGUCCUGGGGUCAUGGUGAUGCAACUGAGUGUUCCAAAUGGACCCCAGCCCGCCCAGAAUCCCCCCAUGGUCCAGUGGAACCCCUGCAAGUACUACAGCCUGGAGCAAAGACCCAGCAAGCCUGGGGAGCUCUACAAGCCUGACACCAGUCCACAGGCCAGUAAUCAGCUGGGCAGCCCGCUGGCCUCGCCCACCCAGUCCCCCACCCCGUCCCCCUCGGGCAGCGUCAGCAGCGUGUGCCCAGGCCUCGGCCCUCUGCCCCUCAUCUCCCAGUUCUCUCGGCCCGGAGGACCCGCACAAGGCGAUGGGCGCUACUCUCUGCUGGGUCAGCCACUGCAGUACAGCCUGUGCCCCCCGCCCCUCAUGCACAACCAGUCCUCCUACAGCUCCCAUCAGGGCCCAGGGGUCAUGAAGCACGGAGCACGAGGCAAAAAACAGACCCUCAAGUCUGCUUCCACAGACCUGGGUACCACUGAUGUUGUGGUGAGCCGGGUGCUGGAGGUGACGGACCUCCCCGAGGGGAUCUCCCGCCUGGAGGCCGAGAAGCUCUUCAACCAGCUCUCCCUGUGCGGUGCCAAGAUCCAGUGGCUCAAGGACGCGCACGGCGGCCCGGGCCAACAACAACACCAUCAUCAUCAUCAUCAACAUCUUCAGCACCAACAGCAGCAGCAUCAGCAGCAGCAGCGGGGAGGUCCGGCAGCGGGCCCGUGCGGUCCGAGCCCCGGGUGCCCCUCCGGGUCCGGGCUGGUCGGCGCCAGGGGCAAGGGGGACGCCAACGAUCCGGCGCACCUCUAACACGGUGGUGGCCGUGUUCCCCAGCACCAUGGCCGCCCAGAGCGCCUCCUUCAAACUCAACAACAGCGGGGGCGGCCUGUUCAAGCUACGCGCCGCCAAAAAGAACUAUGACCUGCGCGUGCUGGAGCGAGCCAGCUCCCAGUGAACACACACACACACACACACAGAGAGAGAGAGAGAGAGAGAGAGAGAGAGAGAGAGCAUGAAAGAGUGAGAGAGAGACUUGGGAAGGGUGGUCAGAGAGAACUGUUGUUUGUUUUUUUUCAGAGGGAAAAGGAUACGGGACGAGAGGAGCUCAAAGGGACAAACUGAUGAAUUAAAACACGACAAAUCUCUUUUUUUUACGUUUGGGGUCUCCUUCGCCCUCUAUUUUUUUUUCCCUUUUCUUUUUUGGAAUCGUUACCUGAAGAGCACACAAGACACGUGAGCAUGUGUAUCUGUGGCCAUGUACUGUACAGUACACACACACACUCACACACUCACACACUCACACACUCACACAUAAACACACACACGCACACACACACACACACACACACACGUCAGGCAGCAUGUCCCGUAGCACAUAUGGACACACUGGACAGCAGAACCUCAACUAAUCCCCCCCCCCCCCUCCCUUUCUGUCUCCAGGCCAAGUUCUCCUUUUGUCCCUGACUCCUGGCUUCUCUCCCGGCCCCCCUGUCCUUCUCUCUCUACACACAUAGCCAACUCUAUUGUUUAGCACUGUCAGUAUCCACGUUCUGUUCUGAUCUUCUCCCACUUUCCUCCCUACCUGACAACUCUCUACCGCCCUUUUUCUCACAUCUUCAUGCUUUUUUUCCUCUCUCUCUCACUCUCUCUCUCUUACUCUCUCUCUCUCUCUUUCUCUCUCCCCCACUCUAUCUUUCUUUCUCUCUCUCUCUCUUGUGCUUUGGAGUCUCAGAUCUCUCUCUCUCGCUUUCUGUUUGCCUUACUGCUGUUGUGGGUUUCUGUAUUGCGCUGUUUUGUUUGUUUGUUUUUUUUUCUCAGAAAAAUAUUGUUCUUUUUUUUUUUGGUUCGAUAUAUUUAUAUAAGUGAUGUAUGGAUUAUAAAAUUAUAUAUAUAUACAUAUAUAUAUACAGUGAUUUCUUUUUUUCAGUGGAUAAGUUAAAGAACCUCUUUUUAUCCUACCCUCCUCUCCUCCUACCCCCCCUGCCCCCCGCCCCCCCCCCUCCGCCGCCUCCACCUGUCCUCUGCAUUGUGAUUGCAUUUGUUUUGUUGACCGACGUGCGGGACGUAUCAGAGGAAGUAUUUAAAAAGUGCACAAUGAUUGCAAAUGUCUACUGUAAAUUCCAUUUAAUCUGUUAUUUUUGUUUGUUUUUAAAAAUAUAAAAUACAAGAAAAGA